Penicillium canescens is the source of this 888-nucleotide messenger RNA. RefSeq names its product ferritin-like domain-containing protein. Lineage: Eukaryota; Fungi; Ascomycota; Eurotiomycetes; Eurotiales; Aspergillaceae. The record is from RefSeq and is a predicted model, not a curated record. The coding region runs from base 1 to 888 and encodes 295 amino acids. The transcript has 4 exons.
AUGAAGGUCACCAAUAUUGCCCUCGCCGGCGCUACCCUCGGUCUUGCCAACGCUACUCCUAUUAUAAAGCAUGGCAUCAGUGACGCCGAUAUCCUCAACUAUGCUCUGACCCUGGAGCAUCUCGAGGCCUCUUUCUAUGAGGAGGGUCUCAAGAAUUAUACCCAGGAAGACUUUGUCAAGGCUGGGAUGAAUGACCCAUUCUAUGCCAAUCUACAGGAGGUUGCUUCUGAUGAGAAGUCUCACGUGGAGUUCCUCACCUCUGCUUUGAAGGCUGCCGGUGCUCCCCCUGUCGCCGCCUGCACCUACAACUUCCCAUCCACCGAUGUGAACAGCUUCCUGGCUCUCGCCAGUGUUCUCGAGGGUGUCGGAGUCAGCGCCUACCUCGGAGCGGCCGCCUCCAUCAUGAACGAUACCUACCUCACAGCCGCAGGCAGCAUCCUAACUGUGGAAGCCCGACACAGCGCCUACCUGCGCGCCUCUCUCGGCGAAGCACCCUACGCCCAGGCCUUCGAUAACCCCCUGGACUUCAACGAAGUCUUCACAGUAGCCUCACCCUUCAUUGCGUCCUGCCCCUCCAGCAACGGCGCCCUCCCCGUGAAGGCUUUCCCCACUCUGACAAUGAGCAACAUGGACACCGUGAUGACCGGCACCAAAGUCAACCUCAUGGCUGGCACCGGCUUCGACGCCAGCGCGACCGACAUCAACGCCGCCUUCAUCACCGUCACCGGUCCCGUCUGGGCACCCCUGGAGUCCAUGGGCGAUGGCAAGUUCACCGUCACCGUCCCCAAGGGCGUUGCCGGACAGAGCUACGUCGUUCUCACCAAGGGAAACAAGACGGCCACCGAUGACAACAUCGUUGCUGGUCCUGCUAUUGUUGAGGUAAAGUAG